This is a messenger RNA of Candida tropicalis MYA-3404, 2790 nucleotides long. RefSeq lists its product as uncharacterized. The record is from RefSeq and is a predicted model, not a curated record. Bases 1 to 2790 code for a protein of 929 amino acids. The transcript has a single exon. NCBI's taxonomy places the organism in Eukaryota, Fungi, Ascomycota, Pichiomycetes, Serinales, Debaryomycetaceae.
AUGAGAUUUGCCACUACCCAACUUGUUUCACUCGCUUUCUACCUAGUUUCGAUCGAAGCUACUUACGCCAUUAGUGGCCUUUUUGACUGUAUUCCAAAAACCGAAGUUCCCGUUUGUCCAACCUUGGAUCUCUAUACUGACACAUCUGUUAGUGUUGGCUCCAAGAGAGAAGACCAAUUUGAAGAUGAUUUGGAGAAGAGAACCUUUUUAAAUGCUGGUCUCAACCUUGGUGCCAGUGUUGGUUCUAGUGCUGGUAUCAACGCAGCCUUUGUCGUUACCGGUGCUAAGAAAUUACCUGAUGGUAACUAUGGUAUCACUUGUAACUUCAAGUCUCACUCUGCCAAAAACUUGAAGCUGUCUUUUGCAUCAAAAAUUCAAAAUUUGAAAAUUGUUGGUACUGGUUGUGGUGAUGUUCCAUUAUAUGGUAAAGGUUGCACCAAAUAUGUUGCCAACCCAUUUGACUGGUCUGCUUCCUUCAAAGUAAAACCACAAGUCAUUAAUGGAAAAUGUUGUCUUCCAGCUGAUUUCCAAAUUGUCACUGACUUUAAGAGCAAUUGUCUUCAAUUAGAUGCCAUUAAGCAAAUCUUUGGUGGUGAUAAAUUAAUUUACAAACUUAACACUAUCGGCAGUGCCAUGGAAACUUUUGAUUCAAACCUUUUGUUCAAAUCACAAUGUGACUUUUUUGGUAUCAAGAGAGACUUGGAAAAUAUUGAACAAUAUGACAAUGUCGGUAUUACUCACAGUAAGAGAACUUUGGGUGUUUUCUUGGAUUUGUUGAAAUCUGUCUCAGGUGGUGGUGGUUGUAAUACCAUUAACCAAUUCUGUUGGGAUUGUGACUGUGAUACUACUACUCCAACUACUUCAUCCACUGCUGUUUGUACUGAAUGUGAAGGUACUACCUCUACUGGCACUUCCUCGAUUCUUUCAUCAUCCAGUACUGGUCAAUCAACUACAUGCACUACCAAGAAAACCACUCCUGUUACUACUGAAGAAACCACUCCUGUUACUACUGAAGAAACCACUCCUGUUAUAUAUGAAGAAACCACUUCUGCCACUACUGAAGAAACUACUCCUGCCACUACUGAAGAAACUACUCCUGCCACUACCAAGGAAACCACUCCUGUUACUACCGAGGAAACUACACCUGUUACUACCAAGGAAACCACUCCAGCUACUACCGAAGAAACUGAAGAAACCACUCCAGCUACUACUGAAGAAACUACUCCAGCCACCACUGAAGAGACUACCAAGGAAACUACCAAAGAAACUACUCCAGCUACCACUGAGGAAACUGAAGAAAUCACUCCAGCCACUACUGAAGAAACUGAAGAAACUACCAAGGAAACUACUCCAGCUACCACUGAGGAAACUGAAGAAACCACUCCAGCUACUACUGAAGAAACUACCAAGGAAACUACCAAGGAAACUACCAAGGAAACUACCAAGGAAACCACUGAAGAAACUGAAGAAACUACUCCAGCCACUACUGAAGAAACUGAGCAAUCUUCUUCAAUUGCUUCUACUACUGCUCCAGCACCAGAAGAAUCUAGUCCAGCUGAAGAAACUCCAGAAGAAUCCAGUCCAGCUGAAGAAUCUCCAGAAGAAUCCAGUCCAGCUGAAGAAUCUCCAGAAGAAUCCAGUCCAGCUGAAGAAUCUCCAGAAGAAUCCAGUCCAGCUGAAGAAACUCCAGAAGAAUCCUCUCAAUCUGAAGAAACCACUGUUCCAUUAUCAACUCAAACUGAACACUCAACUACUAUCCUUACUGUUACUUCUUGCUCCAGUGAUGUUUGUACUGAAACUUCAAUUACAACUGGUGUCACUGUUGUUACUUCUGCUGAAACUAUUUACACUACCUACUGUCCAUUGACUGAAGAAUCUACUUCUUCUACUGACAAAUCUCCUGAAGAAACUACUCCAGCUACUACUGAAGAAACUGAACAAUCUUCCUCAAUUGCAUCUACUACUGCUCCAGCUCCAGAAGAAUCCAGUCCAGCUGAAGAAACUCCAGAAGAAUCCAGUCCAGCUGAAGAAUCUCCAGAAGAAUCCAGUCCAGCUGAAGAAACCACUGUUCCAUUAUCAACUCAAACUGAACACUCAACUACUAUCCUUACUGUUACUUCUUGCUCCAAUGAUGUUUGUACUGAAACUUCAAUUACAACUGGUGUCACUGUUGUUACUUCUGCUGAAACUAUUUACACUACCUACUGUCCAUUGACUGAAGAAUCUACUACUUCUGUUGAAGAAACUUCUGAAGAAACUACCUCAGCUAAAUCAUCUUCUGUUGCAUCAACUACUGCUCCAGCUCCAAGUGAAGAAGAAACCACAUCAUCCGCUCAAGGCGAAGAAGAAACUACUCCAGCUGCUCCAGCUCCAGAAGAAACUACUACAUCAAAAGAAUCUUCUUCAAUUGCUUCAACCACUGCUCCAGCCCCUGAAGAAACCACACCAGCUGCUCCAGCUCCAGAAGAAACCACACCAGCUGCUCCAGCCCCAGAAGAAACCACACCAGCUGCUCCAGCCCCAGAAGAAACCACACCAGCCACUACUUGUGAAGGUGAAGGUUGUGAAGUAUUUGUUAUUUCUACAUCUACCACUAUUGGUACUAGUACCGUCGUCCCAGUGACUGAAGGGCACAUUCCAACUACAGUUGAAUCAGUCUCUGUUACUCCUGUUGCAAGCCCAGCGGAACCUUCAUCCAUUGAUUUAAUCACUAAUUUUGAAGGUGCUGGUAACAAUAUGAGAUUAUCAUUUGGUGCUGCUAUUGUUGGUCUUGCAGCUUUCUUGAUUUAA